Messenger RNA from Rhipicephalus sanguineus (brown dog tick), 3498 nucleotides. Its product is annotated as elongation of very long chain fatty acids protein 4. Gene Ontology annotation, cellular component: endoplasmic reticulum membrane. The record is from RefSeq and is a predicted model, not a curated record. The transcript has 2 exons. The coding region runs from base 234 to 1082 and encodes 282 amino acids. Gene Ontology annotation, biological process: fatty acid elongation, monounsaturated fatty acid; sphingolipid biosynthetic process; very long-chain fatty acid biosynthetic process. NCBI's taxonomy places the organism in Eukaryota, Metazoa, Arthropoda, Arachnida, Ixodida, Ixodidae. Gene Ontology annotation, molecular function: fatty acid elongase activity.
CAUUAGGCCUUGCCACGUCGUUCAAUGCGCGUGCAGAGCCAAACCUUUUGGAGAGGCUGCGAGACGUGACGUGUGCCACGUGACGUCCUCCUCCUGGUCCCUGAGUGCGCCAGCUGUUUCCGUAAGAGAGCCUAUCCUGCCGUUGCUUCCGAAGAGAUCGGAUCGUACGCUCGGCGGUACUCGGUACCUUUGACCAACAGCUGAAGACAGCAGCCGAAGCAGCACUGGACGACAUGCGGCAACAGCAGGACAUGUGGCAGGGUGUCAACGGGACGGAGGCCGUGAGCGAUUACUCGGCACUCUCCUGGUUCAAGCCCGACGAGCGGAUCCGGGAGUGGCCGCUCAUGGGCAGCCCCGCGGCCGUGACCAGCGUCCUGGCCCUGUACCUGAUGGGCUGCGUCGUCGUGGGGCCGCGGCUCAUGAGGGACUGCAAGGCCUUCUCCAUGCGGCCCAUAAUGAUCGCGUACAACGUCGCCAUGGUGGCACUCAGCGUGUUCUUCGCCUACCUGACCGUGACUCUGGCGUACUUCAAGAGCGGCUACAGCCUGGUCUGCCAGGCCAACGACUCCAAGACGAACCCGUUCCGCGAGGUGAUCUUCUACUACGGCUGGUGGUACGUGAUGCUCAAGGUGGGCGAGCUCCUGGACACGGUGUUCUUCGUGCUGCGCAAGAAGAACGACCACAUCAGCUUUCUGCACGUUCUGCACCACACGCUGGCCCUCAUCACCGUGUGGCUGGACGUGAACCUGGCCAUCAUGGGACAGGUGGCCCUCUUCCCGCUGCUCAACUGCUCGGUGCACGUGGUCAUGUACUCGUACUACGCGCUGGCCGCGCUGCCGCCGUCGCUCAGGCCAAACCUGUGGUGGAAGCGCUAUGUGACCAUAUUCCAGAUCGCGCAGUUCUUCGUGCUCACGGUGCACAGCCUGGUGCCGGUCUUCAAGGACUGCGACUUUCCGCGGGCCUUCGCGGUCUUCAUGGCCCUGGAGGCGGCGCUCUUCUUCUACCUCUUCAGCGACUUCUACGUGAAGCACUACGGAUCCCCGAUGAAAGCCGACUCCAGUGCGAAACUUAAGGGCCAAUAGUGAUGCGUGUCCCCUGAAACUGUAUUUAACCUUUUUUUGUUCCUCGCGCGCUCGGACACUCGAAGCCGCAGAGGUGUUGUGCGUCAAAACUACGAGCCGUCUGUUUGUGUGCAAGAUUUUUCGCGCCUGUUCUCGUGUAUGUGGCCGCUGCUGCCGGCGGACGCAUUGUAAUCGUCCGAAGACUGAACACUUGCCGGAGAGAAAUAUUGCGGAAUAUUUCGCAAUUUUGCGGGAUUACGUACGGCACUGUUCACUUGGUUUACGUUCACGUUACUGAUUGAGAGUGAGAGUUUUACUUGGGAUAUAUGUCGGUUGCAUUAGCACAUUGCGUAUGUUGGUGUGCAAGUCUAUUUCCCCCCUAAAGAUCACACAAAUUUACCCACAGUGUUUAUAAACCAUCGUUGCAAACGGUGCCAACCCGACCAUGCACCACCUUACGCGAAUAUCUGAGACAUUCAGCUACUUGAAUUUAAAAUGUUAACCUAAAGCAAAAUUGAUACGGGUUUUCUUUCGUAAGCGAUGUUUGCCAUUGUCUCGCUAGUUUUGCUAAAUAUACGUCAGCCAUCAAGACAGGCUAAAAUUUUCGAUACCAGCGUAAGGCGUUUUCAAUAAUUAGGACCUUGCUGCAGUUUCGCGGAAGUUUGUCUCACAUUUUCGCAGCGUUCGCCUUUACCUUAUUUUUUUUCUUUGGGAAUAGAACAACAGUUGAGACGGAAAACAUACAAUCAGCUUCUGAUUGCUUUGUUCCUUCUCGAAAUAGUCUUAACUGGUACGAGGCGCAAAUAUUUCUAGAGUAGAAGAACUGAGUGCGUGAGCCGUAUCACAUAUGCAUCGAGUACGCAGUAAUAUGACCGCAUGACAAGCGAAGGUGCGCGAAGUAUUCUGAUGACCGGGAUGUAUGGGCUAGUUUUACUGUAGAAGUGUGUUUUCUACCUCGCAGUUAUGUACCUAGGGCCGAAAUCACAAAGCCUGUUGUUCUCAAGUGCUCUUUCCCAUCGGCCUUUGUUCCCACUGGCAUCUCCCACUGUUAUUUCCCGUUAAGAAAAAAAAAAAAAACUCCCGUCCAGUAAUUGUUCGCGCGAGAAAAUUCUAGCCAAUGAUAAUUCAUAGCACAUAAAAUUAACGAAGCAGGGCAGCCAUUGGCAAAGAUUGUUUCCGAUUGAAAUAAUUCGUGUAUUAAGUCCAAGAUAUGUGCUAGUUUAUAGCGUGCGCGUUGACUGAACUGAGCGCAGUGAGCCGCGUCACAUGAAAGGCGUCGUGUCUGUAGUCAUGGCCGCUUGGCGAAUGAAGGUGUUUACUCUUUUUUUUUUAAGGUUUAAGUGAGCCUUAAGUCCGCUGAAGCUGUUCCGAUGGAUCAACGGAUUUGCCAGGUACAUUAAAAAAGUCGAAUGUUCCACCUGUGUACAUACAUAGACUCUGUAUAACAUUACGUAUCUCGAUAAAGUAUACUUGUUAAAUGUAUGUGAUCACGGUUUAUGUCCGCUAUGGUUGAAUGCGUAUGUUGUGAGAAUUUUAAUUCCAGUGUGCCGCUACUCGCGUAGCUUAGAGCGAUGCCACGGCAUUCAUCUCUAAAGCUUCUGGCGUUUCCUAAAUGACGCAGCGAAUAAAUUCUCGCACUGCACUCACCCGAGACCCGUAUUAACGUUGAUGAGAGCCAUUUGUAAAGACACGGUAUUCAUAUUGAUACUGAUAAAUAAAGUUUUACAUGUUCUGUUAAGAACGACCCGGAUCACAUAUCUCAAAUUUGAAGUAUAUGUUGCAGAAACUUAAAGUUUCAAGGCGAUCGACUGCUAACCAGAGUUGUGCGACUAACCGGUUGAUCCUAAUGAGCAGUCGACUGAUAACGUCAACUACACCUCGUCAGAGUAAAGUGAACGUUUGCCUAUUUCGGGACGUAAUAAAAGUGCAAAAUAUCUUCUACAUGUUCUUAAAUUUCCUUCUGUAAGUCAACUGCGUGUUGAGAAUUGGGGUGUUGGCUUGAUCAAUUUGUUCUUAUGGAUUUGUAUUGUAUCAGAAGGCCUCGUGCUUUUAAAUGUGGGUUUGAUUUUAUGCCAUUCUUUCUUUCACAAACUUGGAAUUUUUAAACCCGUAGAAUAGAGUAGGGUAGAUAGCUUUAACUCAGGUACAAGUUAGUGAUGUUGAGUCAAAUGUGUAAGAUCUUGAAGUUUUCGUUUCUUCCUCUCUUUUUUGCCAUACUUUCUAGAAACAUUUCGUGAUGAUAAUUUGAAAGCUGGUUAUGUCUAAUAGUAAUGUUGUUUAAGCCCCAUUGAUCUGUUCAUAUCAUCAGGACGUUCACGUCUGAUGUAAGAGCUUGAACUAUCAUUAUGUUAGAGAACGCCUGUUAUUGAUAGAGACCUCCGCCGUGUUGUUUGUGCAAUUGAACAAAGCAAAACUUCCUGAAUAAAUACAGAUUUUU